AUGUUAUUGGAAGAAAACGUUAUGAAUCAAAUGUCGGAUGAUGAAAGAGAAAUUCAAAGAACAAUGUUACAAUUAUUAAAUCAACUUCACGGAUUUGAUUCUCGUCGAGAUAUUAAAGCUAUUUAUACGAAAUCUGAUUUAAUGGCAGUAGAAGAACGUCCUAUGAAAGCAACAAAUGAAAAUUUUCGAAAAAGUAAAGAAAGAGUAUUUUAUCGAAAAAAUCAAGGUAGACCUCAAUGA
Messenger RNA from Rotaria sp. Silwood2, 240 nucleotides. The record is from the annotation of a GenBank genome assembly. Lineage: Eukaryota; Metazoa; Rotifera; Eurotatoria; Philodinida; Philodinidae.